Lachancea mirantina is the source of this 2775-nucleotide messenger RNA. NCBI's taxonomy places the organism in Eukaryota, Fungi, Ascomycota, Saccharomycetes, Saccharomycetales, Saccharomycetaceae. The record is from the annotation of a GenBank genome assembly.
AUGACCUCUGCAUUUGCUCCUAGUACGGAGGAGGUUAUGCAAAGGCUUAGGCCUUUUGGGCUUUUUUUUGAAAAAUCUCUAAAGGACCUUAUAAAAGGCAUAAGAGCUCAUAGCGAGACUCCGGAACAACUGGGCCAAUUUCUUUCGCAAGCCUUGUCCGAAUGCCGUGAAGAGGUCAAUUCAGCUGAAUUCAAUCUAAAGACUAAUGCGGUCUUGAAAUUAACGUAUUUGGAAAUGUACGGUUAUGAUAUGUCAUGGGCUAAUUUUCAUAUUUUAGAGGUAAUGAGCAGCAACAAAAUUCAGCAGAAAAGAGUGGGAUACCUGGCAGCUUCGCAAUCGUUUUACAAGGAUUCCGACAUUCUCAUGCUUGCCACGAAUUUGUUGAAAAAGGACCUAAAAUACGAUGGAUUGAAUGACAAAGUGAAAAUGGGCAUCGCGUUGAGCGGGUUGUCCACGAUGGUUACGUCCUCACUUGCUAGAGAUUUAUGUGACGACUUGAUUUCUAUGCUAAGCAGCAACAGACCGUAUAUUCGGAAAAAGGCCAUUGCGGCGCUGUUCAAAGUUUUUUUGGACUUCCCGGAGGCUUUAAGAGACAAUUUUGAGAGUUUUGUCGCUAGACUUGAGGACGAAGACUCUUCGGUCGUUUCUGCUACAAUAAGCGUUAUUUGCGAGCUCUCGAAAAAGAAUCCCGUACCAUUCAUACCUCUCUCGCCUCUUUUCUAUGAAAUGCUGAUAAAUAUCGACAACAACUGGAUCAUCAUAAGGCUUCUUAAACUGUUCACGAAUUUGUCGCAAGUUGAGUCAAAAUUAAAACCGAAGCUUCUUCCUAAAAUCCUUGAGCUCAUGGAUUUGACCUCUGCGACUUCUGUAAUAUACGAAUCUAUCAACUGUAUUGUGAAAGGUGGCAUGCUCGGGGAUACAGACCUCGAUACGGCCAUGAACUGCCUUGAACAGAUUACCAAAUUCUGCAAUUCUAACGAUCCGAACUUGAGGUACGUGAGUGUCGUGCUAUUCUACAAAAUUGGCAAAAUCAACACCGAGUUUAUCUCGGAAUAUGACGACUUAGUCAUUUUACUCUUAAAGGAUGUGGAUAUUUCUAUCAGAAGCAGAGCAUUAGAACUCUUAGAAGGAGCAGCAAAUGAGGAUAAUUUGCCCAAGACUGUUAAGAUCUUGCUCAAACAGUUUAUUGAAAAGAAUACAGUGCCACUUUCAAGAUCUGAAAAAUCUUCUGGAACAAUGGAUCAGUUCAAAACGAUUGAAGUAGACAUGCCUGCAUUUUAUAAAGUCAAAAUGGCAUUCACUAUCUUAAAGAUCUGUUCCAUGAAUAGUUAUGCCAAUUUGGUUGAUUUCGAAUGGUAUAUUACUGUUUUGAGAGAUUUGUGUUUCGUCAGUAUGGAGCUCAAGGACGAAAAUCUAGGGCGUAAACUCGGGGAAGAAUGGAGAAAUAUUCUGGUCAAGGUGCCUGAAAUGCGAGGCAAAGCCAUGGGCGCCGUUCUAGAGCUGGUAUCCAGUAAUGACAUUUCCACGUAUUUACCGUCCGUCCUCAAAGAAUGCAUUUGGUGCAUUGGCGAAUAUUCCAAUUUGGUUGACAAUGGCGAUGACCUUAUAACAUUGUUAAUGAGGGUGAAAUUUACUGCUGCUGAUAUAGGACAGAUACUUAUUCACGCCCUCCUAAAGAUCUUCAGCAACUGGUGCAAUAACCGUGGAUCAGCGGAACCGAUAGAAGUCAAGAGGCUGGUGGAGCAGCUCAUCACCUUUCUUGAAACCUAUAGCCUUUCAAAGUUUGUUGAAGUGCAAGAGCGGAGUUACGAAUAUCUCGAAUUUUUAAAACUUUGUGAUGAGUCAAUUGACGUUAAUAUUCAAGAGCUUCCACUUUUGAUUACAGACGUUCUACCCAGUUUGUUUAACUCGUACGAGCUAAACCCCAUUUCCUUGGGAACCCAAAAAAGACUGCAAUCCAACGUCACAAUAGAUUUGGAGACCCCCUUUCUCUCAGAGUCAGACUUACAGAAUUUACUUAACAGAAGCGAAUACAAGCUGGAAGCAGGCGAAAAUAUCCCAGAAAAUUUGUCGGAUGACUCGGAUAGCUCCAUUUUCUCACAGCAUGACGAUUUGCACUCUCCGGAUCUUCUCAAGGAAGAGGAAUAUACGCGCGUCGACACCAAACGUCAGUCCGACGAAAUUCAAAGGAAAAUCGAUCGCCAGACGAAUCCGUUUUACCUGGACGACGGCGACGAUGCGAGAGUUAUUCGUCAAAAAUCCAACUCGUUGGUAGAUCUUGAACCCGAAGAGUCACCAGGCGUUUCUAAUGCUAUUCGGCUUUCUAAGGACGAAAGAAUUCCUGUAGAGAACCCACAAAAGAAGAACAAGAAGAAGAAGCGUCUUCAGGUUCUCGCAGAUGAAACAGUUCCCGAUACACACCCGUCGACAGAGAGCGAUGAACAUCACGAUAAUAACAGCGCAACAUCCGGUAACACGUUUUCCAACAAAAUUAAUUUGAGAAAUCGCAGCAAACUGGAAGGUUUUGAUUUUGCAUCCAACAAAUCACUUACUCCGCUAAGUCCAGAUUCUACUGGUGAGGCCCAAGCCGAUUUGGACAAGUUGAGAGCUAAAUUUGCUAAUCAGUCGUUGGAAGAUUCAGCUCAGGAUGAAGAGGUUAUAGUCAUCAAAAGGAAAAAGCCCAGGAAGAGCAAGAAGAGCAAGAAAAAGCCCAAAGACAAAGAGAACAGCGCUAACGACAAACAAGAUACUCAUCAAAAUGCUGGUGAGGUAUGA